Messenger RNA from Pyricularia pennisetigena, 1473 nucleotides. RefSeq lists its product as uncharacterized. The transcript has 6 exons. Gene Ontology annotation, biological process: L-arginine biosynthetic process; 'de novo' pyrimidine nucleobase biosynthetic process; L-glutamine metabolic process. NCBI's taxonomy places the organism in Eukaryota, Fungi, Ascomycota, Sordariomycetes, Magnaporthales, Pyriculariaceae. Gene Ontology annotation, cellular component: cytoplasm; carbamoyl-phosphate synthase complex. Gene Ontology annotation, molecular function: carbamoyl-phosphate synthase (glutamine-hydrolyzing) activity. Bases 1 to 1473 code for a protein of 490 amino acids. The record is from RefSeq and is a predicted model, not a curated record.
AUGAACGGUCGCCCGUCAGAAUUCACUUCUCAGGACUAUCUCUCAGGUAUUGACGACAUGAUGCUCUCCCGAGUGUCCGUCCGCAUGGCCGCCGCCACGAAGACGGCACCGGCAUUCCGUUCCGCCGGUGCCCUUGCCUUCAACGCUCGGCCUGCCGCCAAGCAGCUGCGCUUCGUCAGCAGCAGCCAGCAGCAGCAGGUUGCCCACGGUAGUAAGGGCCGAAAAAUGCCCGCUCAGCGGUCCCGAGCCACCGCCCCAGUUGCUGGGCUCGAUGCAACUUUCACCAUCCGUGAUGGCCCCGUCUUCCACGGCACGGCAUAUGGCGCCAACUCCAACAUCUCUGGUGAAGCAGUCUUUACCACUUCGCUCGUGGGCUACCCAGAGUCGAUGACGGACCCCUCGUAUCGUGGUCAGAUCCUGGUUUUCACCCAGCCGCUCAUUGGCAACUACGGUGUUCCAUCCAAGGAGCGUGACGAGUACAACCUGCUCAAGUACUUCGAAUCGCCCCACAUCCAGUGCGCAGGCGUUGUCGUCUCGGAUAUUGCCGAAAAGUACAGCCACUGGACUGCCGUUGAGGGCCUGAACGAGUGGUGUGCCCGCGAGGGUGUUCCCAUCAUCUCGGGCGUUGACACCCGUGCAAUCGUCACCCACCUCCGGGAGCAAGGUUCCUCGCUGGCUCGUAUCACCAUCGGUCAGGAGUACGACGCCGACGAGGACGAGAGCUUUGUUGACCCGGGUCUUAUCAACCUUGUCAAGCGUGUCAGCACCAAGGCUCCUUUUGUGGUCGAGUCUCCCGACCCAACAUUCCACAUUGGUCUGAUCGACUGUGGUGUGAAGGAGAACAUCCUUAGGAGCUUGGUCAGCCGCGGGGCAUCCGUGACCGUCUUCCCGUACGACUACCCUAUUCACAAGGUUGCCUCUAACUUCGACGGAGUCUUCAUCUCCAACGGGCCUGGUGACCCUACUCACUGCCAGGAGACCAUUUACAACCUCCGCAGGCUCAUGGAGACAUCCCCUGUCCCCAUCAUGGGCAUUUGCCUGGGUCACCAGCUGCUUGCUCUGGCCGUCGGUGCUCGCACUCUGAAGCUCAAGUACGGCAACCGGGCGCACAACAUUCCCGCACUCGACUUGACCACUGGACAAUGCCACAUUACCAGCCAGAACCAUGGUUAUGCCGUUGACAUGAGCACGCUGCCCAGCGAGUUCAUUGAGUACUUUGUGAACCUGAACGACGGCAGCAACGAGGGCAUGAUGCACAAGACCCGCCCCAUUUUCUCCACACAAUUCCACCCUGAAGCCAAGGGAGGCCCAAUGGACAGCUCCUUCCUCUUCGACAAGUACCUCAACAACGUGAAAAUGUUCAAGAACAGCGAAAAGGUCUUCAGGGACAACAGGCCAUCGCAGCUCCUGCUCGACAUCCUGAGCAAGGAGCGUGUUGGUGUUGAGCCCACGCCUCUGGUUUCCACUGCAUGA